AUGCUAUGCUUUGGGGCCAUGGGGUGGUGGGUUGCCCUGAUGCUGGUGCUGGCCCUCUGGCUCCCUGGGGUACAUCCCUGCCUGUUCUGCUUUGGGCCCCCCAUUCAGCGAUCCCGGCUCUGCCAUGACAUUACUGGGGCCCCCGUCAAUGACCCCCAACAUCGACACUGCCUCGAGGCCCUUGUCCAGGCUGCUGUGCCACUCGCCUCUGUCACUGUGGGGUCAGGGCAGCGUGAGGCACUUCAGCAGAUCAUCAUGGAUGCCCUGAAUUAUCUGGAGAAGCAGAAGGACAAGAAGCCCUUUGAGGUGUCUCUGCAGGAAGCUGUCAACAUAAUCUGGAUGAAGCUGAGCCAGCUGGAGGAAGCUCCAGCCUGCAUCCCACCCUGUGGGUACCAGCCAGCUGCCCGUGUGUUCCAGUGUGCUACCUGCCAGUUUGUAGACUGCCAGUUUCCCCUGGACUGCCCAGUGCAGGACAUGUGGACCCGUGCAGAUGAAGCCAUCACACUGCACUGCGAUGUGCCCUUUGCCACCCCCUCUGACUUGCCUGUUACCUGGAUGUUUGCCAAGGAUCUGCGCACACAAGAUCUGGCGGUGUUUGACGAGCUGAAGGAGAGCGUGGAGGGACCUCUCAGUCUGACCCUCCAUGACCCCAUUUCAGGAACCAUUGCCUGUUGCCUGGGGGUCCUUUCUGAGCCCUUGAUCCGCAAGUACUUCUACCUGAAUGUAUCAGGAGGAACCGUAGAGGCAGAGAAGGGACUCCAGGCUCGGUUCAGAGCUGUGCUGAGCUGGCCCAAAAGCAGGACUCCACUGCACCACAUGGCAUCGCUGGGACUGGGGCUGGCACUUGGAUUCAUGGCAUUCGUGCUGCUGCUGGUGUGA
Molecule: messenger RNA, 879 nt
Organism: Tyto alba (common barn owl)
Lineage: Eukaryota; Metazoa; Chordata; Aves; Strigiformes; Tytonidae
Gene: SPACA6
Product: sperm acrosome associated 6
Exons: 8
Coding region: 1-879 (292 amino acids)
Biological process (GO): fusion of sperm to egg plasma membrane involved in single fertilization
Source: RefSeq, a predicted model, not a curated record